GCUGCAUCUGGUACUUACGUGAUCACGCGCGCUGUUCCCGGGGAUGCAACCACAAAUGUAACAUCGGCUUCUUUACUGCACUGAAAUUAAAUCAAGACGCCGUGUGUCGGGGCCGACGAUACGAUUGUUGAGGAGCUAAAUUGCCAUGGCGGAGCAGCAGAGGCAGCGUACUCUCUCCACCUCUGGAGAAUCACUGUACCAUGUGCUGGGUGUCGACAAAGUGGCCACUGUUGAUGACAUCAAGAAGUCUUACAGGAAACUGGCAUUGAAAUAUCACCCUGACAAGAAUCCUGACAAUCCUGAGGCAUCAGAUAAAUUUAAAGAGAUAAACAACGCCCAUACCAUUUUGAAUGACCCCACAAAGCGAAACAUCUAUGACAAGUAUGGCUCUCUGGGGCUUUACGUGGCUGAACAGUUUGGAGAGGAGAAUGUCAACACCUAUUUUGUCUUGUCCAGCUGGUGGGCCAAGGCUCUGUUUAUUUUCUGUGGCCUGGCUACAGGCUGUUACUUCUGCUGUUGCCUGUGCUGUUGUUGUAAUUGCUGCUGUGGAAAAUGCAAACCACGGCCACCCGAGGGACAAGAGCAGGAGUUCUAUGUCUCCCCUGAAGACCUAGAGGCCCAGCUGCAGUCUGAUGAGAGAGAGGCAGGUGGAGGUGAGCCCAUUGUGAUGCAGCCCUCAUCGGCCUCUGAAACUACCCAGCUAACAUCUGAUGGUUACCAUACCACCUACCACACUGACACCGGCUUCAACUAAAAGCUCUGCCCACUCCACCUCCACCCCGUGGCUUAUCUCUCGUCACCAUGCGCCACCUCUUUGAGGGGAAAAAAAAAUGAAUGGAAAGUAUCCUUCAACUACAACAAAAAAGCCUGUUUUUGAGAUUAGGAGAGCCAGCGAUGGAGGAAUGAUAGCUGAAUCCUUUAGCGUAUCCUGUCCCUUAUUCACAUACCACUUCCAUCACCCAUGAGUGUCACACAUUCACCUUACCGUAGCUUAAAAAAAAAACUUUUUCGAGUUUACGAAAAAGAUAAAAAGAUCCUGUCGUUUGCCCUCUUCUCUUUGUUGCCUUUGACCUCCAAUCUUGCCUUCCACUCAUUCCCUCCUUCCUCCACCCAGAUUUGCUUGUCGUCCUGUGGCAUGCACUGUUCCUUGACUUCGUUAGAUGAAGUUUUUGUAAUUUCGGUUUUCUUGUUGGUAUAUUCAUUUCUAAAUACUUCUGAGUGUGCUUUAAAUUUGACUCUGUGAACUUGCCAUUGGUGUUCGAAGACCAACGAAGGUCCUCCAAGAAACAUGUCAUGGAAUUCUCAAUUCAACCUUUUUUCUGUAAAAUUAUCUAAAUUUUGUGGCAGUUAACAAAAAUAUGCUGAUUGAUUUGGUUCUACGGACUCACUUGCUUUGGUAAUCCAUCAGUACUGUAUUUUUUGUUACAUUUAUUCCUAUUGUUUUCUGAGAAAGAGAGAGAGAUACAAGUGAUGCAAAUGAUAACAUGCCAUUUACUCUUUAACUAUUUUGUUGAGUUUCGAUGUUGGUGUUCUGUGUUGUUUUAAGGACCAUUUGCAACGAGCUGAUCCAAAAUUAGGACUUCUGUAUAUUUGGAAUGGUUUUAGAAGUCAUCUUUGUGUGUGGCUGUGUAAUGUGUGGACAUGGUGUGCUGUGGUUGUUUGUUAUGUGCAAAAACAUGUUGGGGCAGUCAGCUUUUCUCAAUGUUAAGCUCCAUUUGGCCCAGUUGUAUUUCUCCUUGAAAGGGAAUCAUGAAUGCCAUAAAAAUGACAAACUCCAACAGUGUUGUCUGAUGUCACAUCUUGUGUACGUAAGGUUGAAGCUAAAAAAGAUGUAACAUUUUUAUAUAGAUAUACAAUCUACACACACCAUGUGUAUGUACAAUACAGUUGUGGCCAAAAGUAUUGGCACCCUUGGUAAAUAUGAGCAAAGUAGGUUGUGAAAACAUCUGCAUUGUUUAUCCUUUUGAUCUUUCAUUCCAAAAAUGUAUCCUUUAAGUAAAACAAUUGAAAGAGGGGAAAUAACUCAUUAAAUAUUUUUCUCCAAAAUAUAUUGGCCACAAUUAUUGGAACCCCUAGAAAUUCUUACGAGUUAAAAUAUAUAUGAAGUAUAUUCCCAUUCAUAUUUAAAAUUUUUAGUGCACAUGGGUGACAAAAAACAUGAAAUUGUUCAGCCUGUUUCACAGGGGUAUAAAUAUAAGCUAACACACAGGACAAAUUCCCUUAAUCAUCAAUCUCAGUGGGUUAGACAAGAAUAUAGUUCUGAUGUGCGGCAAAAGUUGAGUUUCACAAAAUGGGAAGUGGCAUUGAAAAAUAGCCAAAGCAUUAAAGAUGCCCAUUUCCAUCUUCAGAGCAAUAAUUAACAAGUUCCAGUCAACUGGAGAUCUUAAGAAUUGGCCUGAUAAAUGACGAGUGUCUAUAUUGUCUCCACGCACAGUGAGGAGGAUGGCCAAAGAGUCCAAGGAUCACAGCUGGAGAAUUGCAGAAAUGAGUUUGGUCUUGAGGUCAGAAAGUCUAAAAACAAAUAUCAGACAUCACCUACAUCACAAGUUGUUUGGGAGGGUUUCAAGAAAAAAAGCCUCUACUCUCAUCCAGCAACAAACUCAAGCAUCUUCAGUUUGCCAGACACUACUGAAACUACAAAUGCCAUCAGGUUCUAGGGUUAGAUUAAACAAAGAGCUUUUUGGAAGCGAACCCCAGAGAUGGGUUUGGCACACACAGAAGUAGUACCCGAUGUCCACGGUUAAAUGCGUUACUGGAUUUAUGUUGUGGGGCUGUUUUUCUGCCAGAGGUCCUGAAUAUCUUGUUUGGAUCCAUGGCAUCACAGACUCUUAUCAAAUACCAACAAAUAAAAAAAUCAAAACCUGGCUUCCUCUGCCAGAAAGCUUACAAUGGCCCUGGUUGGAUCUUCCAGCAGGACAAUGAUCCAAAACAAACAUCAAUAUCAACACAAAAAUGGUUCACUGACUACUAAAUCAAGGUUCUGCCAUGGCCAUCCCAGUCCUCUGACCUGAACCCCAUAGAACCUUUGUGGGGUAAACUGAAGAGGAAUGUCCACCAACAUAGACCUCUGAGUUUGUAGAGAUUCUGUUUGGAGGUGUUCUCCAACCUCAUUAGGCAUUAUAAGAGAAGACUCAGAGCUGUUAUCUUGGAAAAUAGUUGAAUAACUUGCAAAAAGUAUUCAAUAAAAGGGUGCCAGUAAUUAUGGCCAAUGUGUUUUGGAGAAAAAUAUUAAUUAAAAAUGAGAUAUUUCCCCUGUUUCAAUUGUUUUACUUAAAGGUUACUUACAUUUUUGGAAUGAAAGAUCAAAAGGAUAAACUGCAUUUUUUUUUCACAGUCUAUUCUCAUAUUUACUAAUGGUGCCAAUAUUUUUGGCCAAAACUGGAUAUGUAUUUUUUUAUGCAUUUUAGUUGUUGCUGCAUAUAGUAAGAAGAUUGUGUCUGUGGUGCUGGCCCCUUGUGGUCACUUGAGACCCCAUAAUGCCAAGAUAUACUGUCUAUUGUGAGAGAACGUUUUUUUAAUGUAAUUUUAUUUACUCAUUCAUUCAUGUGUGGUAGCGAUUUUAUGCUGUUCCUUAAAUGUAUUUAUUGAAGUGGCAAACAUGAAGCAUUUAUAAUACUAUAAGCAUCUGGAUAAAUGCUUAAAUAUUGAAAAAUGACUGCGAUUUUAAUUGUAAUUUUUUUUUUUUCAGGCAUACAUCACGUUUGGCAUACAUAGGUUCUUUAAUAUUUAAUUCAUUGGAUUGAAUGAACUUGCAGUUGUGGAUUUUUUUUAUUUUGCGUGCAGCUAAGGUUUCAUUCUACAAUUGAGGAGAUAAAAUAUACUUAAACAAAUAUUUUAGCAUUUAUUUGAUAGGUUCUCCUCUAAGUGGUCUUAGAGGUGUGGCAUUAUGCUUCAAAAGAUUUAAUCACCAUUCAACUUUUUGUGUCAUAUACUGUAUUAUGUGUUAGGAUCCUGAUCCGUCAUGGUGUUGCUCUUUAUUAUGUUAACAUUUUGUCCUGUUUGUUAUAUUGUGAGAAAGAAGGUCUGUGGCACAGCUAAACGGGUUUGAUCCAUGCUCAGUAUACAUUUAAAGUGCUUUAAUAGCCUUCAUUAUCUGUUUUUUUAAGAUGCCAUUAAUGCCAUGUUCUUUCAUCUUUUCAUUAUUUUCUUCUAACUUCUCAUGAAAAUCUGCUUACAUAGGCAGUUCCAAAUUAUGCUGUUUGUCUAUCUCUUCUCAUUUUUUCCUUCUCAGCUCAAAAUGAAGUAUAAUACAAAUGUCACCAGCCAUGUUCAUUGAUGUUAUUCUCCAAUGAUGCUUUAUCAAGUUAACAUUUAGUUAUAUAUUUAUCUAUUUAGUUUCUCUUGUUUCUCUCUCCGGUUCCCUCAUUCCUCUGCUCUAAAUGGCUUUUAAUGGAUGUUAGCCUCUGUGGUCCCUUUUCCUGUGCAUUUGACUGUAUCAGAAAUACACUCAUAAAGAGUAUGGCUUUUUUGUUGAAAUGUUGGAUUUAUUUUUUAAGUCGAAUGGACGUUGUUUAAUGGAGAAAUAAAUGAAAAAUUCUGGUGUGAAAUGGUCAGGACGUUGUUGCAUAUGUCUUCAGAAAGCAGAAAAUGUUUAGUGUAAUUAUAGUGAAAUAGUAAUUUUAUGCUUUUUAAAUUUGUAAUUAUGAUCUUAAUUUGUCAUGUUUAUAAUGGAUCGUCCUUGUUUCAAAUGGUAUGUUACAUGAAUUUGACUCAAACUAUGCUACUCUUAGGUCAAUGGUGAAGGUCACUUGUACAUACACUAAACUAUAAAAAAAUUAUAGUAGACAUUUAUGUGGUAGCAUGAUUAUUGUAAUGCAAAAAGAAAGAAAGAAAAGAACAUUAAUUUGC
Xyrauchen texanus (razorback sucker) is the source of this 4848-nucleotide messenger RNA. RefSeq names its product dnaJ homolog subfamily C member 5-like. The transcript is spliced from 5 exons. Gene Ontology annotation, biological process: regulation of synaptic vesicle cycle. Lineage: Eukaryota; Metazoa; Chordata; Actinopteri; Cypriniformes; Catostomidae. The record is from RefSeq and is a predicted model, not a curated record. Bases 146 to 754 code for a protein of 202 amino acids. Gene Ontology annotation, cellular component: intracellular membrane-bounded organelle; presynapse; membrane.